Molecule: messenger RNA, 2313 nt
Organism: Salarias fasciatus (jewelled blenny)
Lineage: Eukaryota; Metazoa; Chordata; Actinopteri; Blenniiformes; Blenniidae
Gene: hmx2
Product: H6 family homeobox 2
Exons: 2
Coding region: 249-1079 (276 amino acids)
Biological process (GO): regulation of transcription by RNA polymerase II
Cellular component (GO): nucleus
Molecular function (GO): RNA polymerase II transcription regulatory region sequence-specific DNA binding; DNA-binding transcription factor activity, RNA polymerase II-specific
Source: RefSeq, a predicted model, not a curated record
AAUACACUCAUGAUCCCCGAGCUCUAGAAAAAACACCUCCAACUCCUUCAAUGUGAAAACUCCACAAUUAACCAGGCAAGGGGGGGAAAGCGGACAAUAGACGCUUUUUUUGUGUGUGUGCGUGUGUGUGAGUGUGUGUAUGUGUGUGUGUCUGCCAUUUUUACGAACCAAUCGUGUAGAAAAGCAAUAACGGAAUACAAGGAGACAGACCGAUUCAGUCAAUACUUCAAUACUGUUAUGAAGCGAGAAUGAGUAGCGCAGAAGACAGCGGGAGCAAGUGCUCGUCGGGCCCGAUUUCCAGCUUCACGAUCCAGUCGAUUCUCGGCACGCCGUCCGAUGAGCCGCGCUCCGGGACCAAGGAGCUCCCCAAGGGGCCGCUGCCGCUGCCGCUGCCGCCGCCGCGGAGGCGCUCCCUGUCGGUCUCCUCCUCCGAGGAGUGCAGCGGCGGGGAGGACUCAGCUGACUGCUUCUGCUCCGACACGGGUCACGGCGAGCCGUGCACCCAGCACCAAGCGCACAACUUCUGCUUAGGUCCCGCUAAAGGACUCCUGCCGGGAAACGACGGGCUGGCGCGGCGGCCGCACCUGACACAGCCUCUGCUGCAGGAUUACAAGGAGGAGCAGGAGCGGCCGUGCCAUCCACUGUCGCCCCUGUCCGAGGAGAGACAGGCGGACGGCGCGGACAAGCAGGGCGGCUCGGCCAAGAAGAAGACGCGCACGGUUUUCUCCCGGAGUCAGGUGUACCAGCUGGAGUCCACCUUCGACAUGAAGCGCUACCUGAGCAGCUCGGAGCGGGCCUGCUUAGCCUCCAGCCUGCAGCUGACGGAGACUCAGGUCAAGACGUGGUUUCAGAACAGGAGGAACAAGUGGAAACGGCAGCUCUCGGCGGAACUGGAGGCGGCCAACAUGGCCCACGCGUCCGCACAGACUCUGGUGGGGAUGCCGCUGGUUUUCAGAGAUAACUCCUUACUGCGCGUGCCGGUUCCCCGGUCCAUCGCCUUCCCGACGCCUCUUUAUUACCCGGGGAGCAACCUGCCAGCGUUACCUUUAUACAACCUGUACAACAAAAUCGAGUAUUGACUGACGACGCUGUGUGUUCAGACGCAUUACAAAACAAUACCACAUUCUUAUAAGUGUCUACAUAACCACUGUAUAUUAAUUGUAUUACUUUAUUUGUUGACGAAAUUCUUAUGCAGCAACUGUAUGUCUCACAAGAAAGCAAUCAAGCUUCCCUACAUGUAUAAAAUACACCAUGUGUAUAAAUAAUUAUAACAAUUUUGUACUUUUAAUUUUCUCCUUCUUUCACUGAAUUAAACACUGGAGUUAAAGCUUCGUGCCACAUUCCAGAGGGGGGAAACAAAUGGAUGCCACUAGAUUUCCUUCACACUGUUUUUAAUCAGAGCUGAUCUAUCAAAGAGCAUUCUAAAGACAGUCACCUGUUUCCAUCUGAUAGGAAAAAACACACAAUCCUUCCAUUCAACAAGAAAAUAUCAUCUUUCUAUUGUAAUUUAGACCUCCAGUAAUACUCUUCUCACUCAAUAAAUUUUCUAUUUCAGUGAAAAUUGAGGCUUGUUUGGUAUCAUUUUAUGAAUUUUUUAUGCAUGUGUGAAUAAAACUGUGGACGUAGUUUAUUUUUAAAAGCACAAAAGACAAACACCCAUCGCAAUUUGAAACCAGAAUGAGGUUAACUUCUUUUAGCCUUUUUCAAAAAGAGCACACAUUUCUUUAUCUUUUUUUCCUUUUAUUGCAUAAUUCUGUUUGAAGGUAUUCUCCUACAAUAAUCCGGGGUGGAAAUACUAUCUUGAAGGUUAAUGGUAUAUUCGUAUCAUAUCAUUUCUUGUUAAAGAGCUCCCUGAUCCCUCACCAAUCUGUUAACAUUGCGUUCGGAUAUAUCUUACACUGGACAAAAAAUUGUCGAUUACAAAUUGAUCACCACCAAACCAAACAGCUUGAACUACAUUUAUUUUAGUGAGUAUAAUAAUUAUUGCAUUGUGGGGAUGAAUCAGAUGCAUGUGUGGAAUGUAAUGCUGUUUUUCUUCAUAGUCUUCAGAUUACUUCACUCAUGCAUGCGAGCUUACACACAGAAUAAAAUAUCCAUGUCGCUUUUAUGAAGAAAACUAGUUUUAUAUUUAUUUUUAAUUAUUGACAAUUGCCAGGGACCACAGUGAAUGAAAAGGUGGGCGGGCUGAACAAGCUGCUUUAUAGAUAAAGCACAUUUGAGACUGAAGAGGAAGAUGCACACCUCUACUGUCCAAUCAUGCCUCUGGGUGGGAUCUUCUCUCAUUUGAAGUCUGGCUCCUGUGGCUUCCAAGCA